CCUACCCCUCUUUGCGGAGGCCCUGUACGAGCUCCCAAGCCUGCGCCCAGUGCAGGCUGUCUCGCCGGUGAAGGGGGUAUUGAUUGAAAAAGAACCGGCAGAGCGGGGAGACGCGGUGUUUGAUAUCCUCGGGCGACUGCUCCAAGGCGGCUCUAAAAGCGGGCGCGCCCGGCGAUCUUUGGCGCACGGCACAUCACCCAUCGCCCGCCAUGGCCCUGAACAUCACCACCAGCCUCGCUCUCCGCGCGCUGCGGUCCAAUGCUGCACGUGCGGGCGCGAGGGCCUGCAGAGCACCCAUCCGUUCGCCGCAGAGAGCGUUCCUGAGCUCCUUCUGGAGUAAGACGUCGACAGUGAAUUCCGCGCGGGCCAGCGCCGAGCAGGCCAGCGCCGCCGCGCCCCAGCAGGAGCACCUCGUCCACGAUGCCACCAAUGCAGGCCAGUUGGACGGCAAGCCCGCCAGACACGUCGCCGUGAACAUCGACGGCGACCCGCGCGUCUUCGACACGGUGUUCCUGCGCGAUAGUUGCGCCUGCCCGCAGUGCGUCGAUCCGGACAGCAGGCAGAAGGUCUUCCAGACCUCAGACAUCCCAGAAGACAUCGAGGGCAGCUGCCGGACAGUGAUCGACAAGCAGAAGGGAUGGAUGGUAGAGGUAGUGUGGAAGAAUGACGUGCCUGGCUACGGGCCUGAGCACCGCACGCGGCACUCGAUUGACUGGCUACGGCGAGCGCUCAACACCGAGCUGGAGCUUCGAGGAGGCGUGCGCCACGACGAGCGGGUGCUAUGGAACAACGAGAUAAUUACAAGGGACAAUAAGUGGGUGGACUACCAGGACUGGAUGGGAGAGGACGAAGUCUUGUUCCACGCGCUGAGCCAUCUCAACACGUACGGCCUGCUCUUCCUCAAGAACAUCCCCGACUCGGAAGAGUCGGUGGUCGAUAUCGCAGGCCGAAUCGGCACGCUCAAGGACACCUUCUACGGCCGCACCUGGGACGUCCGCUCAAAGCCCAAGGCCGAGAACAUUGCCUACACGCCGCAAUUCCUCGGCCUACACAUGGACCUCCUGUAUACAUCGAACCCGCCGCAUCUACAACUGCUCCACUCGUUGCGUGCGCGAACUCCAGGCGGCGAGUCCUUCUUCAGCGACUCAUUCUACGCCGCACACCAGCUCCACAACUCGUCCGCCUUCCACUUCCGCAGCUUGUGCACGUUCCCCGUAACCUAUCAUUACCACCACCCGACGCACCACUAUCACUACACGCGGCCCACCAUCGAGCUGUACCCGUACCCCAAGUACAGCGAGCCGACGAAUUUAGCCAUCCACCGCGUGAACUGGUCGCCGCCCUUCCAGGGUCCCUUCGAAGCCCGCAUCGGUGGAGAGAAUCAGACUACCAUGAGGAACUACCUCGCCGCUUCACAUGCCUUCGAGAAGGUCUUGAGUGCGGAGGAGAACAUGUAUGAGUAUAGAUUGAACGAGGGCGAGUGUGUGAUAUUUGAUAACAGGAGGGUGCUGCAUGCGAGAAGAGCGUUUGAUGCUACAAAGGGCGAGAGGUGGCUAAAGGGCGCUUAUGUGGACGAUGAUGUCUUCUUCUCUAAGCUGAGGGUGCUCGACGAACAAUUCACAGGAAAGUGGAUCGCCGAUGGUGUCAUUCGGCCUGCUGUGAAAUGAGGUCAGCAAGGGGUUGCAUCGGGCGGCGUCAGCAUGUUGAAACACGAUCUUGGGAAUGGUUGGAAAAGUUGCAUAGCGGAUAGCUUGAAACUGCAUUCGUGCUUUCGGAUCCAUGGUGCUAUCACCGAAGCGUCUCACACAAACACCUCCGCAAUGACUUUUAGCUCACACUAUCA
Messenger RNA from Trematosphaeria pertusa, 1843 nucleotides. RefSeq names its product Clavaminate synthase-like protein. The record is from RefSeq and is a predicted model, not a curated record. Gene Ontology annotation, biological process: carnitine biosynthetic process. Gene Ontology annotation, cellular component: mitochondrion. The coding region runs from base 210 to 1667 and encodes 485 amino acids. Lineage: Eukaryota; Fungi; Ascomycota; Dothideomycetes; Pleosporales; Trematosphaeriaceae. Gene Ontology annotation, molecular function: oxidoreductase activity. The transcript has a single exon.